Messenger RNA from Alligator mississippiensis (American alligator), 4034 nucleotides. RefSeq names its product delta-1-pyrroline-5-carboxylate synthase-like. The transcript is spliced from 16 exons. Lineage: Eukaryota; Metazoa; Chordata; Crocodylia; Alligatoridae. The record is from RefSeq and is a predicted model, not a curated record. Gene Ontology annotation, cellular component: mitochondrion. Gene Ontology annotation, molecular function: ATP binding; kinase activity; glutamate-5-semialdehyde dehydrogenase (NADP+) activity. The coding region runs from base 428 to 2800 and encodes 790 amino acids.
UAGGAGUUUGGUAGUUUCUGAUCUGAGCCCCUUCAGUGGCAUUCACCCUAAGGUCCUGAGUCCUGGUGAUUUGUUACUGUUUAGUUUAUCCAUUUUCUCACAACCUUAUCUACUAAAACCUCAGUUUGGGUUAGCUUUACUGAUUUGUCCCUGGAAAGGUUUCUUACUAUAGUCAAAGUCCCUUCCUGCGACUGGUUUUAAGCUGCCUCUCUCCAUGGCUGACCUUCCACUACAGCUCCAGAGGACCAGGACAGUCCUAGAAGAACAGGGCCAGAAGGAACCUCAGGAGGUCACCCAGUCCAGCCUGCUGCUUUUGGCAGGAACAUCCCUGUCUAAUCCAUCCAGCCAAGCGUUAUUCUGACCUGCACUUAAACUUCCACUGAAGAAGACUGCACAGCCUCUCUAGACUCCAUGCCUGGCCUUGAAGAUGCUUGCUUCUCUCAGUGCCUCCAUUCCCCAUCUGCAAAAUAAAGGGCAACAGUACUGCCCCUUGCUUUCCACUCCGAGUGGGACAGUAUCUGCAAGAGCAGGCAUCAGUAGUUCUCGUGGGUGUCUCAUGAUGCUGUGUCGAGCUGCUCUGAGCCCCUGCUUCCACGCCCCUGGACGGUCCCUUCUCUUCUCACCAUGGUCCAUCGCAGCUAUUGCCCGCCCUUCUCUCCCUGCCCACAACUGGGUGCUGAAGAAUGGCUCUGUCCGCUGCUGGAGCAACAUCCCAUUCAUCACUGUGCCACUCAGCCGGACGCACGGCAAGUCGUUUGCUCACCGCAGUGAACUGAAGCACGCUAAGCGGAUCGUGGUGAAGCUGGGCAGUGCUGUGGUCACCCGUGGAGAUGAGUGUGGAUUGGCUCUUGGGCGGCUGGCAUCCAUUGUUGAGCAGGUGUCGAUGCUUCAGAACCAGGGCCGAGAGAUGAUGAUUGUCACCAGUGGAGCCGUGGCUUUUGGCAAGCAGCGACUGCGCCAUGAGAUCCUGCUCUCCCAGAGCGUGCGACAGGCCUUGCACUCUGGGCAGAACCAGCUGAAGGACAUGGCUAUCCCGGUCCUGGAGGCACGAGCUUGUGCAGCUGCUGGGCAGAGUGGACUGAUGGCUUUGUAUGAGGCCAUGUUCUCGCAGUACAGCAUCUGUGCAGCUCAGAUCUUAGUCACCAAGCUGGAUUUCCAUGAUGAGCAGAAACGCCGGAACCUGAAUGGGACAUUGCACGAGCUGCUGCGAAUGAACAUUGUCCCCAUCAUUAACACCAAUGACGCUGUUGUUCCACCUCCAGAGCCAAACAGUGAUCUGCAGGGGGUAAAUGUCAUUAGCGUGAAGGAUAAUGAUAGUUUGGCAGCACGACUGGCGGUAGAAAUGAAGACCGAUCUCCUAAUUGUUCUCUCGGACGUGGAAGGACUCUUUGACAGCCCCCCGGGGUCAGAUGAUGCGAAGCUUAUUGACAUAUUUUACCCGGGAGACCAGCAGUCUGUGACCUUUGGAACCAAAUCCCGGGUAGGAAUGGGAGGCAUGGAAGCCAAGGGAGGAGAAAACUCUAGAGCCUAUGUAAAGGCCGCUCUGUGGGCCCUCCAAGGGGGCACUUCUGUGGUCAUUGCAAAUGGGACGCCCCCAAAGAUCUCUGGCCACGUCAUCACGGACAUUGUGGAAGGGAAAAAAGUUGGCACCUUUUUUUCAGAAGUGAAACCUGCAGGCCCUACUGUAGAACAGCAGGCUGAAAUGGCUCGAGCUGGUGGCAGGACCCUGGCAGCAUUACAACCUGAACAGAGAGCUGAUAUUAUCUAUCAUCUUGCUGACUUACUGACAGACCAGAGAGAAGAAAUUCUGUUGGCAAACAAGAAAGACAUGGAAGAAGCUGAGAACAAAGGGAGACUGGCGCUUCCUUUGAUGAAGAGACUGAGUCUGUCUACGUCCAAGCUGAACAGCUUGGCCAUUGGUCUGCGCCAGAUUGCAGCAUCCUCGCAGGACAGUAUGGGCCGUGUCAUUCACCGGACGCAAAUAGCAAAGGACUUGGAAUUGGAGCAGGUGACAGUGCCCAUUGGUGUCCUGCUGGUGAUCUUCGAGUCCCGCCCAGGCUGCCUCCCACAGGUGUCUGCUUUGGCCAUUGCCAGUGGAAAUGGUUUAUUGCUGAAAGGCGGAAGGGAGGCAUCACAUAGCAAUCAGAUCCUUCACCACCUGACACAGGAAGCACUUUCUAUCCAUGGGGUCAAAGAUGCAGUGCAGCUGGUGAAUACCAGAGAGGAAGUAGAGGACCUCUGCCGCUUGGACAAACUGAUAGAUCUGAUCAUUCCACGCGGGUCAUCUCAGCUUGUUAGGGACAUCCAGAAAGCAGCUAAAGGGAUCCCAGGGAUGGGGCACAGUGAAGGGAUCUGCCAUGUAUAUGUGGACGCAGAUGCCAGUGUUGAGAAGGUCACAAGGAUAGUCAGAGACUCAAAGUGUGACUAUCCUGCUGCUUGCAAUGCUCUGGAGACGCUCUUGAUUCACCGGGACCAGCUGCGAACCCCACUGUUUGAUCAGAUCAUCGACAUGCUGAGAGUGGAGCAGGUCAGUGAGCACCGCCUGUUUUGCUAUGGACAAUUGCUAGCCUUUAGGAGUCUGGCUGGGACGUUAGAGGCAUUUGCAGUAGCGCUAUGGUAUACAGAAAUGGGCUUCUGGGGCCCUGCUCCCCCAACCCUCAGGUUCUGCCUAGAGAUGAACCUGGUGUUGCUGAGCUGUGAUGUGCAUCGCGGUCCUUCUCUGGUGCUGCUUGUAUUCCCUUUCUCUGCUGUGUCUGGAAGCAGAAGCUUUUGGUCCCGACUCUUCAUGUCCUGGUGCUAGUCCACCAGAUCGGCCCCUCUUGUGCUUGAGGUUUGUCACUCGUCUUUAUCUUAACCACACUCAAGUCCCUUCUUUGUUUUUGCCCCCUGUUUCGCACUGUUUCCUCCCCCCAGACUUACCCCACACCCAUGCUUGUCAACCUGUCCUUGGUUCUGCCUGUUCUGCUUACCUCGUGUCUAUGCAGGAUCUACAGAGCGAAGCUCUCGAACGACUUUCUCGGCAUCCUGCAGACAUUGCAGUUCCAGCAGCAUCUGUGCAGGAGUCUUUGUAGUUGUGUGCUUAAUUUCUCUGGGCUCCAGAGAGCUGUAGGACCGGUGGGGAUCGAGGGACUAUUAACUACAAAGUGGCUGCUGAGAGGGGACAAUCAUGUUGUGUCUGACUUCUCAGAGCAUGGGAGCAUGAAAUAUCUUCAUGAGAACCUCCCCAUCCUUCAGAGGAACACCGACUGACAGCACCUGAGAGCCCAGGAGUGCGACAGGUUUACUGAGGAUGCUCAGGCUCCAGAGCUGCCUCUGGGGAGGAGUUUGUACUUGCCCUCAGGUGAGUUGUCUGCUCUGGCUCCCCCGGGGGGUUAGACACUGUGCAGUAAAAUGAAGAAAAGACAAUUGUGUCUGUCUGAGAGUUCCUGCUCCUACUCGCCGUUAGCGCCAUGUAGCAACAAACAUAGAGGCUGCAAGUAGACACCUGUUCCCAGAGCUGGGUCCUCAGACCAUCCCAGCUGCACAGUGAGACUCUCCCCUUUGCAUCCCUUUCUCUCCCUUGCUCCUUUGGUAAACCACCUUUACUUGCUUUGGGGUGGACCUGUUCCUUUCUCUUAAUAUCUUCCUGUGGCACUUGGCCAUCUCAUCCUGGUCUGAAGGGCUUUGUUUCUGAGAAGACUUUGUAUUGCCGAGCGUGUUCCCUUUCCCUGCAGUCCUAGCAUCUUGGCAGCUCUUGGAAGGGCUGGAAUGUUCUGACACUUACUUUGCACUUAAAUGUUAGGUAAAUCGAUGAAUAAAUGUUCCAGCGGCAGAAUGCUUUGACCAAGAGAUCCUUUUUAAUGUUUGAUUUCUUUUAAUUACAGAUAAAUGUAGAUAAAUUUCACAACUGUAAAUGUGGAUUCCAUUACCCUUUUAUGAAUAUUUGUACCAAAUAUUUUUGUUCAUUGUUUUAUAUGAAACUUUAUCAUCCCCACAGGAGAAUGGAAAUGGUAUUUUAACUCCAUGUUUUUCAAAAUAAAGUUCUUGCAAAAUGA